Molecule: messenger RNA, 1584 nt
Organism: Prosopis cineraria
Lineage: Eukaryota; Viridiplantae; Streptophyta; Magnoliopsida; Fabales; Fabaceae
Product: glycolate oxidase 1
Exons: 12
Coding region: 166-1284 (372 amino acids)
Cellular component (GO): peroxisome
Molecular function (GO): oxidoreductase activity; FMN binding
Source: RefSeq, a predicted model, not a curated record
CUAUCCUACUCGUAUAUAUAAACUCUUGCUAUUUUUACUUCGUUUCUGUUUCUAUUUCUCAGCUGGAGGGCUUCUCUCCAUUGCUUCCUCUUGCAUGCACACGCUGUAGAACAGUUUUGUGGCUUAAGGAUUCCUGAGGGACAGAAUUAACAGCCAGUUCUAAAAAUGGAGAUAACUAAUGUUAGUGAGUAUGAGGCAAUUGCAAAGCAGAAAUUGCCAAAAAUGGUGUUUGAUUACUACGCAUCUGGUGCUGAGGACCAGUGGACUCUGCAAGAGAACAGAAAUGCCUUUUCCAGAAUCCUGUUUCGGCCACGUAUUCUCAUUGAUGUGAGCAGGAUAGACAUGACCACCACUGUCUUAGGCUUCAAAAUUUCCAUGCCAAUCAUGAUUGCUCCAACAGCCAUGCAGAAAAUGGCUCAUCCUGAGGGAGAAUAUGCGACUGCAAGAGCUGCAUCAGCUGCUGGAACGAUCAUGACUUUGUCCUCAUGGGCUACUUCAAGUGUUGAAGAGGUGGCCUCAACAGGACCUGGAAUCCGCUUUUUCCAGCUAUAUGUGUACAAGGACAGGAAUGUUGUUGCUCAGCUAGUGAGGAGAGCUGAAAGGGCUGGCUUCAAAGCUAUUGCUCUCACUGUUGACACCCCAAGGCUUGGUCGCAGAGAAGCUGACAUCAAGAACAGAUUCACCUUGCCACCAUUCUUGACGUUGAAGAACUUCGAAGGUUUGGAUCUUGGAAAGAUGGACAUGGCUGAGGACUCUGGACUUGCUAGCUAUGUUGCUGGCCAAAUUGAUCGUACUCUCAGCUGGAAGGAUGUGAAGUGGCUUCAAACAAUCACUCAACUUCCAAUUCUGGUGAAGGGUGUUCUGACUGCCGAGGACACAAGGCUCGCAAUUCAGGCAGGAGCAGCCGGAAUUAUUGUGUCUAAUCAUGGUGCUCGACAGCUCGAUUAUGUGCCUGCCACUAUAAUGGCGUUAGAAGAGGUUGUCAAAGCUGCUCAAGGCCGUGUUCCUGUGUUCUUGGAUGGUGGUGUUCGUCGUGGAACUGAUGUCUUCAAGGCCCUUGCAUUAGGAGCCUCCGGCAUAUUUAUUGGACGUCCAGUGGUGUUCUCACUGGCAGCAGAGGGAGAGGCUGGCGUUAGGAAAGUGCUGCAGAUGCUACGUGACGAGUUUGAGCUAACCAUGGCCUUGAGUGGAUGCCGCUCCCUCAAGGAAAUCACUCGCAACCACAUCGUCAGUGAGUGGGACCACCCUCGUCCUCAUCAUCCUCCUGCUCUCCCCAGAUUAUGAGCAGCUUCAAGACGAUGAUGAUGGAGAAGCACUCGUGUCUCACCUGAUCUCUACAACCUCUUAUUUCCUUCCGAUUUUCCUCCUCUUGCUUUUUUUUUUCCAGGGAGAAAACUGCUUUUAUUAUCAAGGAUCUUAAAGAGUGCUAUAUAUUUUGAACGCUACAUGUUUAAUUUACUGUGAAGAUUAUGAUGAUGAUACUUCUUAUCAUCUAAUGGCUACUGUGUUGCUGCUGCAGCUACUUUCACUGUAUAUUCUUUUCAUAAAGUACCUAGGUAGCAGCAAGUGGCUACUGUUGAACCA